Dentiscutata erythropus is the source of this 1263-nucleotide messenger RNA. NCBI's taxonomy places the organism in Eukaryota, Fungi, Glomeromycota, Glomeromycetes, Diversisporales, Gigasporaceae. The record is from the annotation of a GenBank genome assembly.
AUGGCGAAUACCCAAAGUCAUACACCGCCUAAUGAACAAACAGCAAUAAUUUUUAUCUUUGCGGUGCUAGAGCUUGAAGAAAGUUUUAACCUUCAAGCUUCACAUGAUAUUAUGGAGUUUGGAAUAUCUUUGGAAGCAUUAAAAAAGUAUGACCACUUUGAGUUUCCAGGAGUUGUUCCUCGCACUUUCGUUGGACCUUUACUUUUGAGUUUAGUUAGUUGGCCAACUAGCAAAACUUUAGAGUUGCUGAUCCCUCACCUUAUACGCUUCUUUCUUGGUAUAUCUACCAGUUUUGCUCUAUCUUAUUUUCGAUCAUCUAUUGCUAAAUAUUUUGGAUAUCGGGUUUCUGUCGCCUUUGGUAUUCUUAGUGUUUGUCAAUUUCAUACCAUAUUUUGGGCAAGUAGGACAUUGCCUAACAUGUUUGCUUUUCCGCUAGUAGGAGUGCUACUUGCUGUUAUUGUUUUGUUUGAAUUGUGGAUUGGAACUUUAAAUUUUUUUGAUACAUUAUGGGUUGGAAUUAUAUCUGGAGCGACAAGUUUGGGUAAUACAUUUAUAAAUGAAUUUCUUGCUUUAUCGAUAGCUACUUUUGGCAAACUCGACUUAUGUGGCCAGAAGGAAAUGUUUUUUAUUUCAAUGCCAUUCUCGGAAAGAGUGUUGAAUGGGGGACUCUUAACACCUAUGCUUGCUUUCAUAGGUGGAUUCUCUUUCCUUGGUCAUAAAGAAUGGCGGUUUAUCAUUUAUGUGGUACCGAUUUUCAAUUUGUGCGCGGCGAUCGGAUGGAUAACAAUUACCAUGAUGGUAAUUAUUUCUAGUCAUAAUUAUCCUGGUGGUGUAGCCUUACAAAAAAUACAUGUCAUUCAGAGAGAUUAUUCCCAAGCACGGAUACAUCUUGAUGUGUAUACUGCGAUGACUGGUGCAUCCAGAUUUGGUCAGCUGCGGCAUGACUGGAUGUAUUAUAAGAACGAAUCGCAUUCAUUGCCUACUGAUUACGUGGGAUAUACACAUCUUUUAACUUCUACACCUCACUUUCACGGAGCUUAUUUCGAAAUUAUUGAUACCGUAUAUGGCUACGAAAGAAUACUAUUGAAAAAUCCAAGUACUAUCAUACAAAAUUGGCUUAAAUCAUUCCAAAACUUUGAUUUAAAUCAUGUGAAAAAUUUUUUGGAAUCCUUAUUGCUAGUGCAAAUUGUCAUAGAACCAAAAGUAUGGAUAAUGAAAAGGCAUAACAUUUCUGAUUUUACAGAAGGCGAAAAUCUAUUCUGA